CAGCUCCUCCCCAAGCACAACGUCGUCACAAGUGUUUGUGUUUACGCCGCCAAAUUGUUGAUAAAAUACCUCGAUUCCUCGACAAAUGGAGGAGCAAUGUCGAGAGGUAUUCUCGUAGAAGAUAGCACAUUUUUCGAAUUAUCCCCAGCACUCGAACGAGUGGCAUUAUCGUUGAACAAUGAUGUGACCCAUCACGAUCAGCUGAUUGCACUGUCAACAGUGAUAAUGGGGGAAGUUGGCUACUACAUCGACGAUGACAAUGACCAGCCCUUUGACCCUGUGCGGUGGAGGGCCUCGGGGUUCUACGAGAUCCCCAUGAGGAGCAGACUCUCUGAGGAUCUGGACGUGAAGCUGGUGGCCAUUCCUUUUGGUGAUGUUCUGAUUCUGCAUGUCUCCUCCGUUAAUAUCCCGGUGAAAACGAGGUUGAUGACUGUGGAAACACUGGCAUUUGUUAAUCCGUACUCCAGCGACCUCGCUGGCAAGUUCCUGGACCUCAAGAGGCUCUCACACAGGUUUAAAGACACACUGACAACACCAAUAAGAAAUGAGAUCCUGAACGCAGCUGAAGUUACGAACCCAAGUCUCCUGGGUCUCCCCGUGGAGAUUCAAGAGAAAAUUCUGUCCCUCCUCGACCCAAAAUCCGCCAGAAACCUCAAAUCCUGUUGUAGAAAGUUUCGAGAACUUUUCUGAAGUCUAAGGUACUCCAAUCCCACAUUUCCCACUCCUCUACCCUGAUAAAACAGAAUUUAUUUAUAAUUUGGAAUUUUCAACGAAUAAUUCCAACUCGAUGUUUAAGUUAAGAAGUAUCACGAUGGAAACUCUGUAAAAUAUUUUAUUAAUAUUGUCAUUGUAUUCGAGAGUUAAUAAAUUUUUCUCAUGAAAAAUUAAA
Diachasma alloeum is the source of this 889-nucleotide messenger RNA. RefSeq lists its product as uncharacterized. The record is from RefSeq and is a predicted model, not a curated record. Bases 97 to 690 code for a protein of 197 amino acids. The transcript is spliced from 3 exons. Gene Ontology annotation, biological process: autophagy of mitochondrion; positive regulation of autophagy of mitochondrion. NCBI's taxonomy places the organism in Eukaryota, Metazoa, Arthropoda, Insecta, Hymenoptera, Braconidae. Gene Ontology annotation, molecular function: protein kinase binding.